This is a messenger RNA of Ictalurus punctatus (channel catfish), 5434 nucleotides long. It is a transcript of the gene spire1b, whose product is annotated as spire-type actin nucleation factor 1b. Gene Ontology annotation, molecular function: actin binding. The transcript has 17 exons. The coding region runs from base 294 to 2453 and encodes 719 amino acids. Lineage: Eukaryota; Metazoa; Chordata; Actinopteri; Siluriformes; Ictaluridae. Gene Ontology annotation, biological process: intracellular transport; Golgi vesicle transport; establishment of meiotic spindle localization. Gene Ontology annotation, cellular component: cytoplasmic vesicle membrane; cell cortex. The record is from RefSeq and is a predicted model, not a curated record.
ACACUGGACACCUUUAACACCAUAAGCUGUAAAACAAUAAAUGAUACGCAUGCGCAGUACGGCUCGGGCGUCGUCGUAAAAACUGUGAAGAACUCUACGCAUGCGCAGUGCAAACCGACCAGAUUGGUUAGUAACAAAUGCGGUCAGGUAACAGUAGGGAUCUCUGCGUGUUUCUCUACCAGCUGUGUUUCUCUCUCGAUGGAUGGAUGGGAAGAACGGGAGGGUGUGUGAAAGACGACUAAAAUGAAAGGAGGAUGUGUAAAAGGUGAGCGGACGCCAACUCGGAGCAGCUGAUGGAUGCCGCGGCUCCUCUGGCUCACGCCAUGGAGAAGGAGGAUGCGGAUGGAGAGGCUGAUGGGCUCUCGCUGGAGGAGAUCUUAACGCUGUACGACCAGCCGAUCAACGAGGAGCAGGCAUGGGCGGUGUGUUAUCAGUGCUGUCAGGAUUUAUCCGGUUCGGAUCAGCCCAGGGUUGUCAGAGGACCAGGAGAUGUCAGGAUCCAUAAAGACGGCACUGUCGGGUUACAAAGAUCUCCAGGGAAGGAGCACUCUGCGUCCGCUGUGGUCACGAAUGUAAUUGAGUCUCUGGGCAUUAUGAUCUACAAAGCUCUGGACUAUGGCCUGAAGGAGCAUGAGGAGAGAGAACUUAGCCCACCUCUCGAGCGGCUGAUCGACCUCAUGACCAACACGACCGAGCUGAACCCUGACCCCUGCCCUGACGAAGGCUACGAAGCCACCGAGGAUGAGGAGGAAGAAGAGCUCAGCCAGAGAAGAGGGAGUCGCCACUACCGAGAUGUUCUUAAGCUGUGCACGAUGCACCUCCCGAGGCCGACCGAUGCCCCUGAUCACUACCGGGCCGUGUGUCGCGCACUCUAUGCUGAAACCAUGGAACUGCGGACGUUUCUGGAAAAAAUUAGGAGUGCAAAAGAGAACCUGCGGAAGAUGGAAGACAACAAAACUGCCAAUUCAGCCAGAGACCUGAAUGAGCUCGAGAACGAAGACUGGGCGAGGUUCUGGGUGCAGGUGAUGAGGGACUUGAGGACCGGCGUGAAGCUGAAGAAGGUGCAGGAACGGCAGUAUAACCCUCUGCCCAUCGAGUUUCAGCUCACACCCUACGAGAUGCUCAUGGACGACAUCCGCGCCAAACGCUACACACUGCGCAAAGUCAUGGUGAACGGAGACAUUCUUCCUCGGUUAAAGAAGAGCGCACAUGAAGUCAUCCUGGAGUUCAUCCGAUCCAGACCGCCCCUCAAUCCUGUGGCAGCACGUAAGCUGAAGCCUCAGGUGGAACGUCCUCCGAGCCUCCAUGAAAGGAUCCUGGAGGAGAUCAAAUCCGAGAGGAAGCUCCGCCCAGUGUCACCUGACCAGAUUCGCAGGAGCAAUCUGGUAAUUCGGCCGCUUAGCACGUCUCAGAGUUUUGACUCGUCAGAUGUCUCCGCCCCUGACGCAGCGAGGAAGGCAUCCAGCUCGCUCUCCUUAGCUAAUGGCUCGUCACUCCAGGCAAACAGCACCAGCGGCUUCCAGAGGAAGAGACUCCAUGCCCCCACUCUCGCCGAACUGGGCAGCUCAGACUCAGACGAUGAGACGGUGGGUCAAAGGUCAGCCAGCAGCUCCAGCAUCUCCACACCGAUAGCUGAGGACACAUCGCCGGAGUCUGUGUUGGGAAAGAAGACUCCGCCCAUGUUCCUGCCCAUCUCCUCCACACCGCAGCCGGAGAGGAGGCAGCCGGCACAGAGGAGACACUCCAUAGAAAAGGAGACGCCCACAAAUGUCCGGCAGUUCCUCCCUCCAUGCAGACAGAGCUCCAGAUCCUUAGAGGAGUUCUGCUUCCCGGUGGAGUGUUUGGCCCUCACGGUGGAGGAGGUGAUGCACAUCCGGCAGGUCCUGGUUAAAGCCGAGCUAGAGAAGUUCCAGCAGUACAAAGAGAUCUACAACGCUCUAAAGAAAGGAAAGCUCUGCUUCUGCUGUCGGACUAAACGGUUCUCCUUCUUCACCUGGUCUUACACCUGCCAGUUCUGCAAAAGACCGGUGUGUUCACAAUGCUGUAAGAAGAUUCGGUUGCCCUCUAAGCCGUAUAGCAGUCUACCCAUCUACUCUCUGGGACCAUCCACUUCCACGCUGUCCCGGGGCAAAUCAGAGAAGACGAGCACAAGCCAGCGCCGGCCUAGCCUUCAGCGCACCAUGAGCAGACUGUCCAAGUCAUCACGUCAGGCCUCAGCGUCGUCCUCACGCGAGGACAUCGAGCUCCCUAAGGAGCUCACUGAAGACUGGAGCACCAUGGAGGUGUGUGUGGACUGUAAGAGUUUCAUCUCAGACAUCAUCUCAUCCAGCAAGCGCAGCCUUUCCUUGGCCACCAAACGUGGCCGAAUGAAGUGCAAGACUCACUCAUUCAACGAGCCCUCAGCCACGGGAUCCGAGUACCGGCCGUCUGAGAGAACCAUUCAUGAAGUCUAAAUCACGUAUUUAAAGAAAUACAACUUGGACUAGACCGAGAUACUUCCUAAAGUGGAGUCCUCCUGGAGUACCCUCUGUUUGUCCUGGAGUUUACUACAACGUGAGCUGUUGACUGUGUAACAUGAUGGCCAUAAAAUCCUUUUAAACAUGUAAGACGUAUUAACAAGAUUUGUUCAGGUGUACGUACAAGUAGGCAUGUGCCGAUAAUCACUUAGAUUCUGUGUGGAGAUAUGUUGCGGUGUCCACAAUAACAACGUGUUGCAUAUCUUCUAAGAGUUAGUUGUUCUUGUGGACGCUUCAGAAUAUCUCCACACCCCCUGAGCUCCUGAGAUUAAAGUCUGUCAAAUUCAGAAAGCAGCAUAAGGACAGCCGUCUUACAGAGACCCUUUAUUUUGGACAAAUGUAAAAGAGAGAAGAAAGGCAGUACCAUAAUGGUUCACUGGAAGGUUUAAAAUGGUGGACAGAACUGUUGCUUUGACUCAGGAAUACAUUUACGCAAAUGUUAAUUCAUAUUUUUGCCUUUAAAUAUACAUGAUUAUUCAUGAUAGGCAUGAGUUGUUGACGAAUUAAGUUUUUUUUUAAAAAAUGUAAUCACCCAAAUAAAUGCUUGUUUUACUUUAAAAUACUGUCCCUGGUGCCUGUCAGAAGCACCACUGAACAUGAGACAAAGCAAGUUUAUUGAUCGGAGGGUGCCAAUACUUUAUUAUUUAUGAGAAAUUUAUAAACAAUUGUGCAAAAACGUUGCCGUAUUCACACUACAAGAGACUAUCGCUUUGUGAGGUGAUCUUUAUCAGUACAUUUAUUUAAUGUAUUUAGUCAGCUGCUAUUUUUUUUGCUUGCUGUUUAACACCGCUGCUAAGCAACUGGGACAUGUGAAUGCUACGAAUGGAGGCUAGUUACUGAGUGAGGUGAAGAAUUUAACUAGCUAGCUAGCAUGUAACCAGCAAGUCUUUUAUUGUAGGGAAUGUAAACAGAGAGAGAACGCAGAAACCAGACCAGGUUGUCGAGAAUAUCAACAUUUACCGCAGAUGUGCUGGGAAAUUACUUUAAAAAAUGCUCUAAACAGAUAAAAUCACGCUCUAAAUACAGUUAGCGUCAAUUGCUAACUGGGUUUCCGCCUUUUUGAAAAAUGGCGACAUGGGGUGAUUAAAGCUAACAGAAAAUAUCCGAAGGAGUGUAUACCGGGUUGUUUGUGUGGAAUUUUCUCAUCGAUAUGGCAAACCCAGUACCUUAUCCGAAUUUAGAAAUAUUAUCAGUGAAUAAAAGGUAGCAUUGUGAAGACAUUUUUUGACUGGAACCUUCUCCAUGGCCAUGGUAUAAAACUGAUUAUGGGCACAUGUCUUGUCAUAUGCUAUGAUGUGUGUAAUGUACAACAGGGUGAACUGAAAAAAAACCUACGUUUUGUCUUGUAAAUAUGUAUAUUUGCUGCAGGUGUACAGACCGUCGAUCAAGCUGUAUUUAUUUUUAUAUGAAUCGGGUGACAUGCUGUAGUUUGGCCACUGAUGUGAGAUGUUGUAAUGAUGCCUUGUUGCCAGUCCCAGUCCAAAUCCCCUUUAUUAAUCCAAUCCCAGUUACAGAGUGAUGAGAAUCUAACAAUGUCAGUAAUGUUCUCAGCAGUUUGAUGUGAAGUGUCACUGGUAGCCAUGUUGAUCUGCUACUAAAUAUAAAGUCCUGACUUUCUUUUCAGUAGUGCAUGAUGGGUCUACAUUCCUCCACAUUUCAUACUUUAGCAUACCGUAUGUAGGCCAUCAUUUGUUUGUAUUUCUCUAUGUGACCAUUGUCAAUAAUAGUAUUAAUUGAAAUAACUGAUCGUUUUUCUUUCGUAUAAAUAACCUAAUUGUGCAGGUUUUCUGUUUUUUUUUCUCUCUCUCUCUCUUUUCUUUUUUUAUAUUUCUACCUAACCUGCAUACCAUAAGCUGUUAAUUUGCCUUAAAGCCACUGACUUUCUCAGUUAUUGUAAUCUUGUUUUACUCUACAGAACUGGACUUUGACAUAUGAUUGACAUGGUUUUUAGUGACGGUGGUUUUCUAAGUCGAGGGUUCUCUAAUAAGCACAACACAUUUAUUUUUCAAAAUACCCUGGGAGAUGAUUUGCCAAAUCAAUAUUAGCGCAUUCUGGAAGCCAAAAAUGUCAUUUAAAUGAAAUGGAGCAUAACAAUAACAAAAAUCCUUUUGUAUCUUAACUAAUACCUUCUUUAUUGACCCUGAAUCGUUUGACAGCUUUACUGUGUUUACGUGUUAUCACGUUAUUCUUUUAAAACAGAGUUACCGAGACUUGGAAAUGCAUUAAAUUUACAUUAAAAAUGACAUUUUAUGAAUUAUAUGAAUGAGGUAAUAUACUAAGAAAAAGUACACAGACAACACAAUAUUAUUUUUUUCAGCUAGUGAUAGUGUUUUUUUGUUUCCAGAGAAAUGUUUCUUGCAUUUAAUCUUUAUAUACUGAAUUUUUUAUUAUUUUUUUUUGCUUCAUAAUUAUUGCCUUUCUCUGUCCCAUAAAGCAAAUGAUGGUUCACAGAUUCCCUAAAAACCAAAUGCACAACUACUUCUUGAGUACUACGACUGACGCUAAGCACAACAUUACUAAAAUGCACCAAAGUCCUUAGAUAUGAUACGCUAUUUCAACAAGUCGUGUAAGGACUAGCUCACCGGGAGGUUGUAAGUUGAUAUCGCAAGACCGAGAGACACAAAAUGGACCCAUGAGCAAAACCCUCAUCAUUUAAAUAGGCGUUUCUACCAGACGGAAUCUGAGAGAGAAUCAUAUGAAUUUCAGUAUCUGGUGUUAUGCGUUGACCAUAAUGGACUUUCCUCAUGCCUGAAUUUUUUACAAAAGACUUGUGGAACUUGGGCUGUAUAUGUACCUUCACACAAAUGACAACUGGAAAUUGCAUGUACAUCUGUGCUUGUGCAUUGGAUCUGUGACUGUGAUCAUUUUUGUUUCCCAAAAUCUGGAUGAUCAUAAUAAACAAAUGCAAUACCUUCAAA